UGAAUUCUCAUCCGACCUAGAUAGAUGCCGUUCCACCCUCCAAAGGGAGCAGCAUCUCUAGCAACAGAGCCAACCGGCCUCCACUUUAUUAGAGAAGAAAACAACAACAAGAAGAAGAAGCAUCAUUCACUCCACUAGCUCGCUUGCAAAAGAUACACACAGAGGGGCUAGCUCAAAGAGAUAGAGCAAUGGUGGAACCGGGGAGAGCGGCAGCUGCGCGGGAGACCAAGGCCACCUCAGACGCCGGCAUGAAGAAGAAGGUGACGCUGGUAGCGUCCAGGAAGCUGGAUCAGAAAGAGAAGAAGGAUUGCAGCAAGUGCAGCAGCAGAGAGGAGUGCGCAGAGCCGGAGAGCCCUUCCUACAGGUUAGCUCUCAGGAGCCUCUUCUCCUGCAGAAACAACAGCAGCAGCCACGCGCACUCUCGCCGGCCUCACGCUCACCACCGCACCGACUGCAAGAAGCUCGGCUGCAACUCCGCCUCCGUCUGCAAGCUCAGCACGCAGAGGCCGGCGGACGAGGAGCUCAAGGUCGUCAAGGACAACAAGCCAUCGCUCACGGCGGAGCCGUACUGCAAGCGGCGGGCGUCGGUGAGCGCCUGCAACAGCAGCAGCGAACGGUCCGUGAAGAAGCCCCAGAACAAGCAGCAGCAGCAGGAGGCGAGCUGCUUGCUGGCGUCGGCGUCGGCGUCGUCGUCUUCGUCGACGGCGGGCGGGUCGUUCCGGGGGAUGCAGCAGCUGAGCCUGAGGCGGCUGUCGGGGUGCUACGAGUGCCACAUGGUGGUGGACCCCAUCAGCGGCGUGUUCAGGGACAGCUCCUCCAUGAGAGCGGCCAUCUGCUCCUGCCCCGACUGCGGCGAGAUCUUCGUCCGCCCGGAGUCUCUCCACCUCCACCAGGCCACCCGCCAUGCAGUGUCGGAGCUGGGGGCGGAGGACACGAGCAGGAACAUAAUAUCGAUAAUAUUCCAGUCGAGCUGGCUGAAGAAGCAGAGCCCGGUGUGCGCCAUCGAGCGCAUCCUCAAGGUGCACAACGCCGCCGCCACCCUCGCCGCCUUCGAGGACUACCGCGACGCCAUCAAGGCCAAGGCCAAGGCCACCCUGCGCCGCCGCCACCCGCGCUGCACCGCCGACGGCAACGAGCUGCUCCGCUUCCACUGCGCCACGCUCUCCUGCGCCCUCGGCCUCCACGGCGCCACCCACCUCUGCUGCGACGCCGACCACGCCUGCGGGGCCUGCGCCGUCAUCCGCCACGGCUUCAGGGCUCCUGUCCGGACCAUGGCCACCAGCGGCCGCGCGCACGACGCGGUGUCGUCGGACCUGCAGGGGCAGGGCGAUCAGCGCCGGGCGAUGCUGGUGUGCCGGGUGAUCGCCGGCCGGGUGAGGCGGCAGCGGCAGCGGCAGCAGGACGAUGCGAAUGCUGCGACGACGGAGGAGGAGGAGGAGGAGGAGGAGUACGACUCGGUGGGCGGGACGGCGGGGCUCUACUCCAACCUGGACGAGCUGGAGGUCUUCAACCCCACGGCCAUCCUUCCCUGCUUCGUCGUCGUCUACAGGGCCUAGCUAAUUCAUUAGUUACUUUCACCGUUAAUUGCAUGCAUGCAUGGAACCGAUGAUGAUGACGGUCAUUAUAUAUCGACCCCUUUAAUUUAUUAGCACUUUCUAGUUAAGCAA
This is a messenger RNA of Oryza brachyantha (malo sina), 1667 nucleotides long. RefSeq lists its product as uncharacterized. The coding region runs from base 189 to 1556 and encodes 455 amino acids. The transcript has 2 exons. The record is from RefSeq and is a predicted model, not a curated record. Lineage: Eukaryota; Viridiplantae; Streptophyta; Magnoliopsida; Poales; Poaceae.